Molecule: messenger RNA, 3159 nt
Organism: Cynocephalus volans (Philippine flying lemur)
Lineage: Eukaryota; Metazoa; Chordata; Mammalia; Dermoptera; Cynocephalidae
Gene: KDM8
Product: lysine demethylase 8
Exons: 9
Coding region: 299-1549 (416 amino acids)
Cellular component (GO): nucleus
Molecular function (GO): histone H3K36 demethylase activity
Source: RefSeq, a predicted model, not a curated record
GGACGAGAGAGCCGGACUGCUCGGACCACACGGAGCAAGUCGCCGCCAGUCCCGGCACGACUCAACACCGUCCAGACGUAGGAGAGGUUUUAUGCAUUUCCAAGUUUCUUCCUGAGAAGUUAAAAUGUCAUUCCUUCAAUACCUUUAUUGAGUGCCUUCUAUGAUCCAGACUCUGCUUUUAGGAUCUUGAGAAAUGUAGAGAAAUGAGCCAUGUUCUUGCCCUGGAAGAGCUCACAGUCUAGCGUUGGAGAGACACAUGUAAGCAGGCACUUCAGUGACUGAGCUAGUGGCAGGCCAGAUGGCAGAAGGCACCAGCUGUCUUGGAGACCCCCCUGCGGGAGCAGGUGCUCUCUGGGAGACCCUCAGUGCACUCCUGCCACACACUAAAGAAGAACUGAAGUUGGACCUCAGCGACAGCAUAGAGAGGAGCGUAGUGACGUUGCUGCAGCAAGCCACCGAGCUCUUCUAUGAGGGCAGGAGGGAUGAGUGUCUGCAGACGAGUGAGGUGAUCCUGGACUACUCUUGGGAGAAGCUCAACACGGGGACAUGGCGGGACGUGGACAAAGACUGGCGACGGGUCUACGCCUUUGGCUGCCUGCUAAAAGCCGUCUGUCUGUGCAAGGCACCUGGGGAUGCCACCACCCUGGCUGCAGCCCUGAGGGUGUGUGACCUGGGCCUGCUGAUGGGGGCGGCCAUCCUUGGGGACAUCCUCAUUAAAGUCGCUGCUAUCCUCCAGACACACCUCUCUGGAAAAAGGCCCGCCCAAGGCGUGGCCCAGGAGCAGCCCAGCACAAAGAAAGCAAGGACGGACCAUGUUGUGAUUCCAGAAGUGAAGUUAGAAAGAACAGUCCCACGGCUUCACCGUCCAUCCCUCCAGUAUUUCAGGGAGCAUUUUUUGGUUCCAGAGAGGCCUGUGAUCUUGGAAGGCGUGGCUGAUCACUGGCCGUGCUUGAGGAAGUGGAGUUUGGAGUAUAUCCGAGAGAUUGCUGGCUGCCGAACAGUCCCAGUGGAAGUUGGUUCCAGGUACACAGACGAGGAGUGGUCCCAGACACUCAUGACAGUCAACGAGUUCAUCAGCAGAUACAUCGUGGGCGAGUCAAGGGACAUCGGGUACCUUGCUCAGCACCAACUCUUUGACCAGAUCCCAGAGUUGAAGCAGGACAUCAGUAUCCCGGAUUACUGCAGCCUGGGCGACGGGGAGGAAGAUGAGAUCACCAUUAAUGCCUGGUUUGGUCCCCAAGGAACCGUCUCCCCACUUCAUCAGGACCCCCAGCAAAACUUCCUAGCCCAGGUGAUUGGCAGGAAAUAUAUCCGCCUGUAUUCCCCCCAGGACUCGGAGGCUUUAUAUCCUCAUGACUCGCACCUUCUUCAUAACACAAGCCAGGUUGAUGUGGAGAAUCCUGACUUAGAGAAGUUCCCCAGGUUUGCCGAGGCUCCAUUCCUGUCCUGCAUCCUGUCUCCUGGAGAGAUCCUGUUUAUCCCAGUGAAGUACUGGCAUUAUGUGCGCGCUCUGGAUUUGAGUUUCUCAGUCAGCUUCUGGUGGUCAUAGCCGGGUUGAAAGGGCCCAAAUCACAAACGGCAGUCAGCGAUUUGCCCACUUGCUGCUCUGUGCCUAGCCUGCCACCAGGUCCUGUGAUCCAGAGACAAGCAGGACUGAGCCUGUGUCCUGAGGAAGCCUCUGCUGCCCAGUGGCAGCCCUGGGCGAUGAGCGUGGGCACUGGGCAGACAGAGCAGAAGAGCCCAGGAAGGGCACACAGAAUGAGUGUGGCAGCCUGCACCAAGGCUUGCAGCAUCUGAGGCCUAACGUGGUGGGAGACAGGCAGGUGGCGUGUGCCCAUCAGCAGUAUAGCAUGGCUCUGCGGGCAGCUCCUGGAUCCACACCAGCCCCAGUGCUCAACUGCUGUGUGACUUAGGCCAGGACACCGUGCGCAUGUGCAGGCAGCAGGGCUGCUGUCACUGAUCUCGGUAACUCCAGUCAUUGCAGACCUCCUUGUCAUGCCUGGGCCCAUGGGACACCACAGCCUGCAGACUAGAGGGGGGCAGUGGCCAUGCUCAGGAUCCCAGAGCACUGUGGGGCAAUGGGAGGUGUCCUUGUCACAGAAGUGUAACCUGCCUGCAGAGAAGAGUGCAGAUCUUCCAUCACCAGGAUGAGGAAGCCCCCCUCCUAUGCCCUCUGGUCACCACCCACCCCAGGACUAACUACUAUCCAGGGGAGGGCUGGAGGCCAGGGAGAGCCCCAGGCUUCAGGCUUUCUGUAAUCAUUGGUUUGUUAUGUUUAUGUUUUGGCCAAUAAAACUUUCUCCAGCCCUCUGACUGAAGAUGGGCAGGCCUGUCCCAGCAGCUGCCACCACAAAACUCCCCUCUCCCAUUUCUGGGAGAAUCCCAAAUUGGUGGAUAUUUCUAUAGUAUUGUCUGGAUUUUGACAACAUUUAUCACACCUGUGACCAUGAGGUAAAGAGGUAAUCAUUCCAAAUCAGUCACAAAACAAAUUUAAAAAGUUAAUAAACCUAAAAAAAAAAAAAAAAACAUUACGACUCACUAAUAUGCAAAGAUAUGUCCAUUAAAACAAAGGUCCCUACUAAAUUAGCGAAGAUGUUUCCAGUGUUGACAAGGGUGGGUCUCCUGCUGGUGGCAGUUCAAGUUGGCAGAAUUUUAGUAAAAACCAAGAACUUGAAUGUUCGUGCACACCUCUGGGUCUAAUGAUCCCAUCAUUAGGAAUCCACCCCCAGGAAACCACAGAAAGAUGGUCAGGGAUAUAUGUACAGGGGUGACCAUCAUGGCAUUAUUAGUCGUAGCAAGAAACUGGAGUGCUGGCAAGUUAGCUCAGUUGGUUACAGCACCACCUUGUAACACCAAGGUCAAGGGUUCAGAUCUCCCUACAGACCAGCCACAAAAAAAAAAAAAAAAGGAGUCAUGCUGGAUUGGGUGGGUAAGAAAUGGCCCAUCAACACAAUGGAAUAUUAUUCGGCCAUUAAACAGACUUUUUUAAGGUCAUGAAGAAAUGCUUUUUAAGGUCAUGUUGAGUGAAAUGCAUGAUGUUCCUAACUCAGGUACUGAUGGUUGUACAUACACAUACGCGUGUGUGUGCAUGUGUGACCACACGUGUGCAUGUGCACAUCCCAAAGGAAAGGCUCCUAAUAAACUGGUGUUUCUAGCCCA